GCGUGCGUACGUCGUGUUUGAACGUGACGGCGCGGAAACAAUCCGCAGGGGAGGCAAAGUUUACGUUCAACUCCUUAGUUUGUUUGCUGAUUUGUAUAGAAAAGUAAAGUUAUGUGUAUACGGGUAUCUUUAAUGACAAUAAAUGUCUUACUGAAUCAAUGCAAAUCGAGCAAAACAGGUUCUGUCGAGGUAUCUAAUGCCUGCAAUGACUUGUAAAGUAAACAGCCUGUUCAGCACAUUGGACGACUUCAACAAUGAGGACUUGCUUGGCACAGACUGGACUGGGCCCUCUGCAUCUGGACCGUCCAACUCUGUAGCAACAGCUGCUGUGUCAUCAAGUGUGCUCCGAGCCCCCUCUGUUACCCGCAGAGAGCCAGAAAAAAAGUGCCUCCGGCAAAGUGCACAAGGAUCUGCCGUCCCCACUAAUGGCACAGCAUCAGAUAGUGGCACACAGGCUCUGAGUUCAAGGCAGCUUUGUCCCCCCAGAUCCUCCACCUCCUCUUCCUCCUUAGAGUCUCAUGGCACAAAUGUAUCCACAGUAAAUAACACUAAACCUAAUGUAGCAGCACCACAAAGUCAUGGCAGCACAGAGGUGUUGCUAACGCCUUGUGCUGCUCAGGAUGAUUUCGACGACUGGGACGUUGACCUGGCAGACCUGGAUGAGUGUGACGGCCAGGUGGCACAACAGAUUCAAGCUCGUUCUCACUCUCCACCUGGGCUAACAUCAACCCCGAUGCUUAGACCCCUAAACUGUGGAAGGACUCAGGCACCACCUCAUCAGACCACUGUCGGUGCAUCUAAACAUAAUGUCCCUCAGACUCUGUCAGCUGCUCAUUUAGGAUCACCAGUGUUGCGACCUCGCUUUCCAUCAGCUCCUGUUCAGAGUCCUAAUGUUUUCUCUGGCCUCACUGCAGCCUCUCCUGCUGCAAACCCUGCUUCCAGGUCAUUUGUCAGGCCCCAGCAGCCUCAGAGACAGUGGUCCACUCCGGGACCUAAGCCUCCUGUUGGUUUUGAGUCGGUCCCUCCAUCAUCUUUCUCGCCCUCUGUAAACUCUUCCAUUCUUAGCCCUCAUCCUCUUCACACACCUGUCCUCACCAACCGUUUGGUCCAGCUAGUGUCUGCAUCCCAUAAGCUUCCCAAAAAGAGGCCUAACUCUGAGGUCCAGAAACGCAGGACUAGACGGUUCCCUGGCCCUGCUGGACUUUUGCCAGUGCAGCCUGAAGCUCAGACACUGGAUCCGGUCGUGGUGUCUGUUCCUUUCACUCCUGCUCAUGGCCCUGUAGCUCGGUUGCCAAGUCAGGUUUCCAGCUCACAAAUGGAGGAUGACGACUUCAGCGGCGCUGCCUGGGCACUGAUGAUGAAGGAGAUGGGAUUGGACGAGAGGAACCCUACGUGCUUCUUGCACUCCUAUAGUGUGGUUAUGGUUCUUCGAAAGGCUGCACUGAAACAACUGGUGAACAACAAAGUUCCAAACAUGGCGGUGGUUUUGAAGACCAUCAAUUACACACACACCGAUGCCAAGGUUGUGUUUAAAGACCCGACAGGCGAGAUGCAGGGAACUGUCCAUCGGCGUCUCCUAGAGGGCAGAAGGGACGACCUUAAGGCUGGAGUAGUACUGCUGCUUAAACAGGUGGGUGUGUUUUCUCCCUCCCAUCGCAACCAUUACCUGAAUGUGACACCCAACAACCUUCUGAGAAUCUACACCGCUGAUGGAGCCAGUGUGUCCUCCACCCAACUGCCCCCGCUGGUUCUAGAGCCAGUUUUGCAGUCACCAGCUCCGUCUCGCAACAUCUGCCCAGAGCCAGUAUCUCAGAUGCAGCUGGUGUUUGACGACGAGGACGAGGAGGGGCGUGAAGGUGAAAAAUGUUCAGAAGGAGGCUGCGACCCCCAAACUGCAGUGGCCGUCGGAGUGACCUCUGGCUGUGGCCGUGAGCAGCCUGACGGCAGUGCAGUACUACAGGACCCAGACUGGGACGCAGGUCAAGAUGACGACCUGGAUGAGCUGCUGGGAGAGGUACCAGAAGACCCCUGCUGACGGCGUCUGAUGUGAAUGUACAUCAGUAACAAAGAACUUCUGUUCAUAACUGACCCUCUUAGAUACUAAGCAGGUAAUAAGACCACUGAAAAAACAUGAUGUGGACACUUUCUUUUGGAAUUAUUCUUUUUCUUUCUUCAAAUCCAUUCACUGUGUGUUGAGGACACAUCCAUCCAAAACCAACAUGUGCUCAUUAAAUCCAAGGCUGCAGCAGCACACUCUAUUUGAUUUCAGCUCAACUUGUCUUGUUAUAAAAAAGAAAAAAUAUAAUUAGAGAGACUGUGUGAUAUUAUUUUUUUUAAAUAAAAUAUUUAUUUUUUCUUCAUUGUAGCAAUAACUUGAUCAUAAAUUUAAAGACAAAUACAGGCAGUACUGGUCUGUUAAUUAUGCCAAAACAAGAGAGAGUCGGACUGUUUGAGUGUGUUGUUCUGCCGUUUUCUUCUUUUUUUUUUAAUUUAAUUUUGGCUGACUCCAUUUAGCGGGCACCGAGAGUGAAGUGGAUCAAAUGUGAGCCAACUUUUCACACCGCGUGUUAGAGGUUAUUUUGUUGAGGCAACAGAAAGGUCAGCUUGAGUCCUCCGAUAUGUGCCUGAGUGAAAAGUGCACGGCCCUGCCUGACUUUGGGUGGAUUUUUGUUGGGAUCAACGAUGUCUGUUGAUACCUCUCUCAAUAGGACCUGAGCCUUAGAUCCUGAGGUUCCUGCUUGAACCGUGCCUCAGGAACACUGAUUCCUCUUAAUCCUCUGCCUCUUUGUUGUUGUGUCUCUGACGCUGCUGCUGCAGAAAUGUCCCGGUUCAGGCUGGAAAGAUGAAAGGAAUAAGGUAUAUUCGCUGUAUUGCUGUAAUUACAUUUUUCCCUUAUGCUUUAUGGUGUGUGACUAACACAUUUACACCAUUCUAUGAUACAGCUUUGGCUGUUUUGGUUCUGAAUCAAAUUGAACCAUGGAUUUUGAGUUAGGGAGCGGCUGUGAGGGUAAAGUGCUGACUCUUGGCUUAAAUUAAGGGCAUUUACAUUCAUUUGGGAUGAGCAGCGUGACAGUGUUGCCAAAUCCGGCUGCUUCGGAUAUCCAGUUACUACAGAAGUACCUCAUGUGUAUGGACUUUACACAGAAAGACCAGCUUGCACAAAUUUUGCACUCCCCUCAGUUUUAAAAAUGCUAAGAAUAAUGUUUUACAUAAUUUUGUCCCUAAAAACAAUAUCCAAAGCUUGUGGUAGAGUAAUUAAAUUAGCUAGGAAUACAAGUCCCUGGUACUGGCUGUUACUGGGCCGCACAAAAAAAAAGUACCCUUUUCUGGUCACGUAAAGAAUAAUUGACAUUAAAAAACAUUUUGAAUUGUCUAACAUUGUGACAACACCGUUUCCGUGUUUAAUCAGGCUCAGCUCAGAAUUAUAAAACUCCAUAUUUUGCAGCGUUGGAGAAACUUACUGAUAUUAAAUUCUUCUUGAAAGCAGUUGCCCUACGUUAAAGUACCACUAGAGGGUAGCAUACAAAAUAACCAUGGCACAGCAUUAGUCAAUAUCGUACGUAGGUCUCAGGAGUCAUGAUAAUAAAAGUACUUAUUAAGAGAGUCGAUUAAUUUGGCCUCUUGUAAACCAUCCGUCUGUGCUCAUUCACUUCUGUUCUCCAUUAUCAACAGGCUAUUUCUGAUAGUAUUUAUAAAAAGUCAGUGCUUGAAUGAUUUACAAUUUUUUUUUUAUUAUUUAAAAAAAAAACAACAACUGUCCUUUUAAAUUGUCCGUUCCCCACACAGAGUUGUUUACAGAAUUGCAAUUUCUGAUCUACUUCCAGGAUUUCACUUUUGAAACUAGAUAUCUUAGUUCAUUUAAUUUUUUUUAUAUAAAAGAUUAAUGGGUUGUCAUUUAAAAGACAUUUACAGAGGCCUCUAAUAAUCUGAUAUUUAGAGUAAAAAGAAAAUGACUUUCAGUUGUUAUCAGCUUACCAUCAAAUAAUCCACACACAGCAUCAGCUUCACCUUUUUUCUAGUGUCUAAACAUCUGUCAUUUCUUG
This is a messenger RNA of Cynoglossus semilaevis (tongue sole), 4043 nucleotides long. RefSeq names its product homologous recombination factor with OB-fold (gene hrob). The record is from RefSeq and is a predicted model, not a curated record. Gene Ontology annotation, biological process: recombinational repair. The transcript is spliced from 10 exons. The coding region runs from base 197 to 2035 and encodes 612 amino acids. Lineage: Eukaryota; Metazoa; Chordata; Actinopteri; Pleuronectiformes; Cynoglossidae.